Aspergillus bombycis is the source of this 576-nucleotide messenger RNA. Its product is annotated as TRAPP subunit TRS20. Gene Ontology annotation, cellular component: cytoplasm; nucleus; TRAPP complex. The transcript is spliced from 2 exons. Lineage: Eukaryota; Fungi; Ascomycota; Eurotiomycetes; Eurotiales; Aspergillaceae. Bases 1 to 576 code for a protein of 191 amino acids. The record is from RefSeq and is a predicted model, not a curated record. Gene Ontology annotation, biological process: endoplasmic reticulum to Golgi vesicle-mediated transport.
AUGUCAUACUACUUCACUAUCCUCUCCCCCACAGAUGUCCCUUUGUUUAACAUCGCCUUCGGCACCUCCAAAAGCGGUGGCGAUGGAAUUGCGCGCUUCCGAUUUCCGGAUACCGCACAAUACAUGAACCAAUUCAUCAUCCAUUCAAGUCUGGACAUUGUUGAGGAAGCACAGUGGAUGAAUGGGAACUUGUAUCUAAAACACAUCGACACCUACCCCCCCGCCUCAGCCUACAUCUCCGCCUUCCUCGCUCCCUCCGGCGCCCGAUUUCUCCUCUUACAUCAACCCCCUCAACUCCCCUCCACUUCCUCUACCAGCAGCGGAUCUUCUUCAAUACUAGGAGCAAGUUUCUCGGCCUCUGCCCUUGGAGGUGGUAGUUCCAGUCGCGCAUCAUCUAGUUCAAUCGGGGCGAACCCAACCUCCCCGCAGACCGAGGAGGCCGUGCGUCAAUUCAUGAACGAGGUUUACGAAAAUUAUGUCAAGACUGUGAUGAGCCCAUUUUACAGGCAAGGGAUGGAGAUUAAGAGUCCCGUGUUCAGGUCGAGGGUGACGGCUGCGGGAAGAAAAUGGCUGUAA